UCAGUACUUCUCCUUCUAUUAGAGUCCUUUUAUAGCCAGCAGCGGUCCUUCAGUGACUGCACACGCACACGCAGAGCAGCGUGCUGUCGCGCCGUCGACGGUCGACCCCACGCUGCUUUGCAGUGAGCGGGGCGGGGGUGGUGCCUGCUCCUGCUCCUGCUCCUGCUCCUGCUUCAGCUCCUGCUCCUGCUUCUGCUUCUGCUCGUGCCGCAGACGAGCGGAGCGGCUCGCUGACUGCGCACUCGAACCACAACUCGAAGUUCCAAGUGGGGAGCGAGCGACAAUGGGUGCGGAGAAGGAGAAGUCGGACACGAGCAUCGUGGUGGACGAGGACGAGUUCAACAGGUCAGUCGUACCCAUGCUGGCCCGGAAGGAGGACCGGUUGCCGUCCGCGCACGAAGACCGAGACCCCGACGACGUCAACGCGCACCUCAAGGUGGGCUUCGAUGAUGUCAUCGCCGAGCCGGCAUCCGCUCGGACCUUCGACCGGGUUUGGAUUUGCAGCCACGCCACUUUCGAGGUGGUCAAAUUGGGCCUGUACCGGCUUCUCGGGGCGCUGUUGGCCGUGCCCCUCGCCUUCCUCCUCGGACUCGUCUUCGCCGUUCUCAGCCUCGUGCGCAUCUGGCUGGUGAUGCCGGGCAUCCGGAGCUUCCUGGUGGUUCUGCCGUCCCUGCAGCUGGUGUGGACGAGCCUGACGAACACGUUGGUGGCGCCGUUCUUCCGCAGCCUGGGCACGGGCUCGUCCUCUGUCCACGUGCAGCACGCGGACCAAUGACGGAAUGUCUCGGGGUCUCCGUGGAGAUGUUGCCCAAAAAUUGAUGUUUGGACUUCUCGCGCAGUGCUUGUAAAACUGGGGCCCACCGGGGGCCUACGAGCUAUAGUUUGGGGGUCAACUAAAUAAUUUGCAAUAAAUCAUAUAUUCAUCAUUUAAAAAAGUGCAUACCGACACAUCGUUAGCCUAAUAGCGUAGUCGCCUUGGCAAUUAGGCUAACUAUAUGGAUGAGGAACUUAGCUUUGGGCCAAUUAAAAGCUCUGAUGCGAGUGGGACAUCAACACAUAAAUCUGAAAUCCCUGCAUGAACAAAGUCAUCUUUUUAUUUUUGGAACAAAAGGCUUUUUAUUACAGGAAUAAAGUCUGUUUUUGUUGAAGACAAAGGGCAUAUUUUCUCGAAAAAUAAAGUCUCAUUUUUUGAAGGACAAAAGUAUUUUUUUCUGAGAAUAUAGCCCUUAUUUUCUUUUCUUUUUUUUAACAAUAAAAACAUCCAGAAUAAAACAUGUAAUACGAUGAAAACAAGUUGUUGUUAAAAUAUGACAUUCUCCCCUCGUUAAACUUUGACUUGAAUAUCAUAAUAUUACAACUUUAUAUCCGAAAAAUAUUUAAAAAUAUAUUGAAUAGUUUAUUCUUGUAAGAUUAUGAUUUUUUUUUUUUAUACCUGUAAAAUAUGUUGUAAAGAUUGAUUUUGUUUCUUGAAAAAAUAUGACUUCAUUCCUAAAACAUCCCAAAUUUUUAUCUCUUAAAAAUUUGGAAUUUGUUUCUGGAAAUUGGCAAUUUUCUUUUGCACUUUUCCAAAAUUUCUACGGCAUUUAAGGGUACGCGUGGUAGUUGUGUUUAAUUGUUUUAAAUGACAAGAGUCAUCAUGACUUCUCAGUGGAUAUAAGUGGAGAGACCUUUAAAGUUUGAAUUUAAUAUCACAAUAUUACGACUUCAUGUUGGAAAACUUCAACUUUAUUCUCACAAGAUAAUGACUUUUACACUGACACUACUGUAUCAGUCUUUGUUCUUGUUAUGAUGAUUUUUUUUUUUUACCCCCUUGGGAAAAAAAAAUGCCUUCCUUUAACAUUUCAACUUUUCCUUUUUAAAAAAUAGGAAUUUCUUAUCAUAACGACGAAAUGAAAAUAGGCCUUUUUUGCAAUUAAAGAAAUCUUAUUGCAUUUAGAGGUACACGUGGUAGUUAUGUUUAAUUGUAAAAACAAAACAAAAAAAAAACAAUGGUCAGUCUUACUCAUCCAUAGAUUUAAGUGAAAAAAGCCUUUUAAAUUUGACUUUAAUAUUAUAAUAUUUUGACCUUAUCUUGGAAAAAAAUCUGACUUUAUUCCACGUAAGAUUAUGACUUUUUAUUCCAAUAAAAUUUUGCGAUUUAAGUGAAAGUCUUUUGGAUGAAACCUCUUUGUGGCUAAACAUGUCCAAUUUGUGCUCAGAUCAAUUCUGUUUGGAUACCAGAUUGUUUUUGUUUGUUUGAUUUUGUUUUUAAAACUAUGAACAAAAGUACAGGGAUGCAUAUGCAGGUGUCCCAGGCUGCGGAGUGAGACAUAAUGCUGAGUCAUGUUAUGUUGGUUUUAAAUAUAUAUUGUAAGACGAACGGGGAGGGGAAGAUGUAUGCUUGUCGCACAUUUACGGGCUGCUUCUUUUUUGUCUGCUUCUGAACAUCAAACUAAUAUAAAUAAAUAGGAUUGUUCUAUG
Phycodurus eques (leafy seadragon) is the source of this 2460-nucleotide messenger RNA. RefSeq names its product caveolin 2 (gene cav2). Gene Ontology annotation, molecular function: molecular adaptor activity; protein kinase binding. Gene Ontology annotation, biological process: caveola assembly; insulin receptor signaling pathway; positive regulation of MAPK cascade. Gene Ontology annotation, cellular component: Golgi apparatus; perinuclear region of cytoplasm; cytoplasmic vesicle. Lineage: Eukaryota; Metazoa; Chordata; Actinopteri; Syngnathiformes; Syngnathidae. The coding region runs from base 284 to 775 and encodes 163 amino acids. The record is from RefSeq and is a predicted model, not a curated record. The transcript is spliced from 3 exons.